Messenger RNA from Glycine soja, 345 nucleotides. RefSeq names its product DNA-directed RNA polymerase II subunit 2-like. Gene Ontology annotation, molecular function: DNA-directed RNA polymerase activity; DNA binding; ribonucleoside binding. Lineage: Eukaryota; Viridiplantae; Streptophyta; Magnoliopsida; Fabales; Fabaceae. Bases 1 to 345 code for a protein of 114 amino acids. Gene Ontology annotation, cellular component: RNA polymerase II, core complex. Gene Ontology annotation, biological process: DNA-templated transcription. The transcript is spliced from 3 exons. The record is from RefSeq and is a predicted model, not a curated record.
AUGAAAGAUGGUUCUUAUGAUAAGCUGGAUGAUGAUGGUCUUGUGCCACCAGGCACAAGAGUGUCCGGUGACGAUGUUAUCAUUGGAAAGACUACCCCUAUAUCCCAAGGUCAAGUAUUACGUUACACAAGGCGUGAUCACAGCAUAAGCUUACGUCAUAGUGAAACCGGAAUUGUUGAUCGAAUUGGUGACAAAUUCAGUAGUAGACAUGGUCAGAAGGGGAUAGUUGGUAUGACUUAUACAGAAGAAGACAUGCCCUGGACUGUGGAAGGCAUCACCCCUGAUAUUAUUAUCAAUCCGAAUGCUAUUCCUUCUCGAAUGACAAUUGGUCAGCUUAUUGAAUAA